AUGAAAGAAGAAAUGAUUGAACUGAAAGCUGAACUGAAUCAUUUAAAGCAGUACAAGACCAAAGAUAAAGAUGGAUGUAAUGGAAUAGGUUUGGACGUUCAUGCAGAUGAGAAUAGGACUAACAUCCCCGCAGAAAACAAAAAGAGAAAUGUAAUGACUCAACUAAACAAAAAACAAAUACCUACCUCUGGUGGAAACAAGAGGGUACAGAAAAGAAAACUAAAGUCAAACCAGGCAAUACAUAAUGAAAAUACAGAUAUGCCAGACAGUACACACAUUUCCAGCAGAAAUGUAGGAGAGCAAAAUGGAACUGUGACAAUAAUUGACUUCCAUGCAAUUGUUCAAAAGUCUGAAGGAAUACAUCGUCUUGGUAGAGACCAAACAAUUGUGUUCGAGACUGUUCGUCUGAACUUGGAUGGAGGCUAUAACAGUAAUACUGGAAUUUUUACAGCACCCAUAGGUGGACUGUAUUUAUUUUCAGUAUCAAUAGUAAGUGGAGUUGAUCCAAAACCUUUAUUCUAUGUUGGACUUGUGAAGAAUGGAGCUUGGUUGGCAUCAGCUUGUGGACACGGAGGUUCCGGAAAACAAGACCAGGGUUCUGUUACUGUUGCGAUGCAAUUAAAUGCUGGUGAUUAG
Molecule: messenger RNA, 636 nt
Organism: Mercenaria mercenaria
Lineage: Eukaryota; Metazoa; Mollusca; Bivalvia; Venerida; Veneridae
Product: caprin-2-like
Exons: 2
Coding region: 1-636 (211 amino acids)
Molecular function (GO): protein binding
Source: RefSeq, a predicted model, not a curated record